Messenger RNA from Trichoderma gamsii, 1323 nucleotides. RefSeq lists its product as hypothetical. The transcript has a single exon. Lineage: Eukaryota; Fungi; Ascomycota; Sordariomycetes; Hypocreales; Hypocreaceae. The record is from RefSeq and is a predicted model, not a curated record. Bases 1 to 1323 code for a protein of 440 amino acids.
AUGUCCGGCGAUAACAAUGUUUUAGGCGGCUUCAACGCUGUUUUGGGCUAUCUCGGCGGUGAGGCUGCCACAAAAACCAUCUUCGAGCGCCUAUUAUGGCCUCAGCGCUAUCUGUCAAGCCCCCAACCAGAGAGCCUCAUCAAGCUCGCAGCGCUCUAUUCCAUGGGUGGACCACUGAGUGCCACAGCCCUUGAGGUUAUCGACAGCGCCUACAAGAAUGGCAUUCUGGCGGGCCGUCAACAGGGUCAUAUGCUGGGCUCGGCAUUCUAUCCCGAUAUUGGAUGGACGAUACAAUUACACGCGUCAAACAAUGAGCCUAGCCGAAGCUCACAGGCCAGAAGCUGCAUUUGGGUGCGCGCGUUACUCAACCUACAGCUCCCAGAUGUAUCUUCUGUGCGCACAUCGAGUGGCUCUCUAACUUGCGCUGCAGAGGAAGGCAAAGUUGGGGAGAAGAAAACCCCAGUGCGAGCAAGAAUUGCAGUGACACACCUCGUUCUGACAAAGGCCAUGGUUGAAGACUUGUCUAACCACAGUAUGCCAUUCGUUCAAGAGCAUACAGGCAAUGUGUCUCUCUACGGCUUCAUAACCAGCAUCAUAAGCGAGAUAAGCGGCAUCGGAAUUGCGAUUGGACUUGGCGUUGUGAAACGAACAUCGUGGGCCGUCUUAUUCCUGAUACCAUUCGCCCUGCGCAUCCUCGCCGUCGUUUUUGCAGUUCAUCGAGAGCCGCUCGACAACCUCUCAAGCUCAGAUGAAGGAGAGCAGCAUCGAAACUGGGAAAUCGAUUGCCCUCCCAUUGAGGGCCGGUUGAUGAUGAUCACUGGGCCUCCAAGCGUAGUGAACCAAUUCUUUCGGCAUUAUGGCCACCCAGUGCGAAAUCGGAUCCGCGAAGUUAUCCAGAUCGCAAUUGUAGUUGCAUUCGGCCUCUAUUUCCCCGUCGCGCUGCUAUGCUCGGUCUUGUGGAUGCCCCUGCUCAUCCAAUACGUCUGGACUAUUUGGGAGGUGUGUCUCGUUCUUGCUAUGCAUAUCGAUAGAUACACUAUCAAAGGCCCAAUGAGCGCAACGACAGAGACGCACAUUGCAAGAGAGUUUGCUUGGCGUCAAGAGGCAGAGAUUGAGCCGCGUUGCUGGAAGUCGACGAUUUUGUUUGGGCAAACCCGCGAGAUGGGUGCUGGAGUAGUCAAGGCGCAGUUGACCACAAGAAUAGUGGAUAGCUAUGGCGAGGGCAAAGAGGAGAUGAAACGACUUGUUACUCGGCAACAGAUGCAUGAGUCAACCCAGAUUAUGCAAGACAAGACGAGAGUUGCCAUCACUCUCGAUGUAUGA